AUGUCCACCCGCGACCCGUUCAUGCAAUCUUUAGAACUUCAAGCUUUAUCUCACGUCAUAGCUUCCACUAAAGUCGACUUAGAGAGCCUAUUGAAAAGGCAAUCCAAAAACUACACAGCUGCUUAUGAAGAAUAUCGACGUCGAUACAACGCCGAGCCCCCACCAGGCUUCGAGGCCUGGUAUGAGUUUGCCGCAGCACAUCAGUCACGCAUCAUUGAUGACUUUGACACUAUUUUUGAUUCAAUCUCACCAUUCUGGAGAUUCAGUGGUAAAGGGGUCAUUACGACAUGUCGAACUCCUAAUCGACAAGCUGCUAGGAGGUUUGGGCGGAAUCCUUCCCGACCUCACUUCCUUGUGAAUCACCUCGAUGAACCAAGGGUCCUGGCCGCACCACAAUCAUUUAAAGGAGGAGACUCCUAUGGCAAAGGGCAGUUCAAAGUCACGGACAUAUCAAGGAGACCUAGUUGGGAUGCAAUUACGAAAUUCUGUACAUCUCAGCAAAGGGAUAGAAGUGCCCGGCCUAAACAUGAAGCGGAAACCUUUGGUCUUCCUUUCGUCACAGAUCCGUUCUUGGCUUUGGACCUGUGUCGACAUCCCAAGUACAGCGGCAUGCACGCCCUCGUCAUGGGCCCUACGUCCUUUUACCUGAUUGAAAGCUUAGUACCGAUGCUAUCAACAGGUUCGCCUUCAACAAUGGGUGAUUUAUUGUUUCCAAGCCUAGCUUACAUGCAGUCCGAGUUUCAAUACGAUGAGGCACAUGACGUUGAAUGGGAUAGAAAGCAAAACAAUAUUUACUGGGCCGGCUCCAGCACUGGUGGAUUUGCUAUAGACGAUCAGUGGCGGCACUAUCAGCGACAGAGAUCUGUUAAGUUGGCACAAAAUUUGGAACGACAGCAACAUUAUUAUCUACGAGAACGAGGGGGCGUAGUCCACCGCGUGAAAUCUUCAUUUCUGAACAGCAGAUUAUUCGACGCUGCCUUCACCAGAAUCCUCCAUUGUGAGAGAAAAUAUUGCAGAGACCAAAGUGCUUACUUCAACGUCAAGUCUUGGGCAGACAAGGACCGAGCACUUCGAUCACGACUCGUGUACGAUACUGAUGGAAAUGGUAUUAGCGGCCGCUACUACAAGCUAUUAGCUUCAAAACCAGUUCCGCUAAAGCAGACGCUCUUCCAAGAAUGGCAUGACGAGCGUCUCGUACCAUGGGUUCAUUACGUUCGAGUCAGCCAAGGGAUGGAAGAAGUUCCCGAGUUGGUUUUUUACCUCACUUCAACUGAAGCUGGACAACAAAGGGCCAAAGAGAUCGCGGAGCAGGGUCGGGACUGGUUUUCUAGGGCGUUUCGGGAUAUCGAUCUGAGCAUCUAUACUUACCGUUUGCUGUUAGAACUGGCGAGAUUACAGGACCCGGAAAGACAGGCAAGCUGA
This is a messenger RNA of Venustampulla echinocandica, 1422 nucleotides long. Its product is annotated as Beta-1,2-xylosyltransferase 1. The coding region runs from base 1 to 1422 and encodes 473 amino acids. Lineage: Eukaryota; Fungi; Ascomycota; Leotiomycetes; Helotiales; Pleuroascaceae. The record is from RefSeq and is a predicted model, not a curated record. The transcript is spliced from 3 exons.